CUAAAAUUAAAAUUAGAAAAGUGAAGUCUGUUUAUAAAAGUGGAAAUGUCUUGUCUCUAUCUCGCUCUUUCUCUCAAUUUUCUCUAUCUUUUCAUGUUUUCUCUUUCAUUUCUCUUCUAAUUAUUAUUAUUUUCUUCAGAUCUCUCAAAUCUCUCAUUCUAUUCUUUCCUUAAUUUCGCUUCUAAUCGGAUUACCAUUAACAUUAGCUGUUCUUCUGGGCUGUGUUCUUAUGAUUAUAAGAAACUUCCGUUUUGGGGCGUUUAUUCAAUGUUCUAAUCAAAGGAGGAGUUGAUGGGAGAACUUUUUGGAUGCUCUUUAGGAUUGGAAAGAUUAUGAUAAAAAAAAAGUUGAAAUAUUUUUGCCUUUGCCUUAUUGUGUGUGUGUGUGUGUUUUUUUUUUUUUUGGAAGAUCAAUAAAUAAUUGUAUUUUCUUAAAUACAGUAAAUUUCUCCAUUCUAGAGUUCGGCAUGGGUCAUUUUUUUGAUUGGAUGUUUUUGAUGAUGGGUUUUUAUUUAUGAUUGGAUGUUUUUAUUUAUGCCUGUUUUCUUAUGGUAAAGAUUUACUUUUUGGGGGGUGGGGAUAUGAAUUUAGGGUUAGAUCAUGGUGAUGAUUUUUAUGUUGUUUGGUUGAUGAUGUGAAGGAAGAAAUGUAUGAUAGCAUGUAUGGAAGUAUUGCAUUUUGAACUUCUAAGAAUUGGAAUAUAUGUUUAAAGAAACUUUUGUUUUAUAGGACAUCUGAGUAUUGGAGAAUAAGUUCUUUCGUCUUUUUGGCAUUCUUAGUCUGAGGUUAAAUUAGCGGACAAUGCAAAGAGACUACAAUGAUUAGUAUAUUCUCAAGGAUCCGUGCCUUUGUCCUGAAUGCUAUGUUAACCGUUUCUUGGUUUACAAGUGCUGCAAUUUGAAAAAGUGGAUUUGUUAAUAUUCUUUGCAUGUUUGCUUCUCUUCCAUUUGUAGAAGGAAAUGCUUUGUAUUUCUACUGAAAUAAGUGCAUAUUAUAAAUUCCAAAUAAAUAGAUGAGAAGGUUUGAUUAGCAAGUAAUACUUUGCAUGUCUUGUAUUUCUGCUCUUAACUUGGAUGAAGGGGAUACUUGUUUCCUUUUUUGUAUUGAGGUGGAGUAUGUGCUAAAGUUUCAUUUCGUUGUGUGUCUUUUCUGAUAAUUCAAACUUUAUAGAUUUGCUGUUAUUUUCAAGUUAUAUUUGUAUGUUUUAUUUUUUGUUCUUAUAAAUGGAUAGAUGCAUGGUGGCCAGUUAGCUUUUUCUUCUCUAUGCUAUAUUAAAUGUGGAUUAUGGUAUGGCUUGUACUAAGAUAAGUUUUUUUUCUUUUUCUUUUUACUUUGAAGCAGUGACAAACUGUAACAAGUUAUUGGAACACCAUGGGCCAAAGAAAUAUGCUAUGCCCUAAUCAGAUGAUAGAUUUAGAAAUGGACCAGCAAGGCCAAGGAUAUCUACAUCCUGAGCCCUGCAUCUUUAUGGGUGGCAGGCCUAAUUACCCUCCACCUGAUAUCCAGAUGGGAGUCACGGCUCCAGGGAAUGCUACUAGUCUUGAUACUCAUCCCCUACCAGAGCAUUAUGACAGUGGUAUGUUCUAUGGGUUACCCCAGUACCCAGGUGUUCAGCAUCAUAAUCAUUCCCCAAAUCUUGAUCUUGGUAUUGGAAGUGCAUCCAACUAUUACAUCCCCUAUGUGGCUAACCCUUCGUCGAGUGCUCCUGUAAAUCAUGGACCAGCCGACCAGAUGCCAUCUUCAAGCAACUUCAACCUCCUAGGAGUUUCUGCAAAUGAAUAUGCAAGGAAUUGCCACUUCAUGGAUAAUGUUAGGGGCUCGUAUAAGAGAAAGAAUUCUGAAGGAGUCCCAGGAAAUUUUCAGCAUUUUAAUGCCCCAUCAAGCUCUAGUUCCUCAGUUACACCAUUAAGUUCUAGACAUCCUGACGGAGUUGGGACAAUGGAUGGUGCAUCCUUCAACAUUCCUCAGUAUAGGGGGAAUGGCCCUCCAAUAAUUAGAGAAGCAGGACCUCAAAGAAGUGUGAGGAACAGAUUAGGCGCAACUCCAGUGGAACCUGUUUUGAUGCAUAGUGCUAACCAUGUUUUUCAAGGAAACUACAUACGUCAGCCCUUUCAGCCAACAAUAACAGAUGGAGGUGCCUCAGCCUGGACUCAGGUUCCUGGGGUUCCAUAUAUGCAUGGUAGCAAUGUUGGUGCACCUAUGGAGACUAGUCUUAGAAGUUCCACAAACUUUUCACAUGCUUCUCCCCUUGAACUUCGGAACCAUAAUUUUCAUCACCCUGCACCACCUAUUGAAGGAGUAAGAGGUCACAGCAUUAAUAUUCAUCCACAAGUAGCAGCAGUUCCUCCUCGCUUUCCAGCAAGUUACGCCUCACAAAGCUCCAUGAAUCUUUCGCAUGAUGGUUGGGAGAUGGGGCGUAGGCAUCUGGGACCAGUUCCUCCUAGUGGCUUUAGGUUAUAUCAUUCCCGCCGAGAGAGUGGUAUCGUACCUGAGACAACUGUGAGACACCGCAAUCUUCCUCACCUAAGAGUACUUCCGCCUGAUGGAGUUGCUGUACUGGAGCUCCCAGAAUUUUAUGAAGUAGGGAACUUUAUUGAUCAUCACAGAGAUAUGCGCUUGGAUAUAGAGGACAUGUCUUACGAGGAACUGCUUGCUCUGGGUGAGCGGAUUGGAAAUGUGAACACUGGAUUGUCUGAGGAAACCAUUACAAGUAAAUUGAAAACAAGAAGUUAUUCAACAUUUGCUACAACUAUUAAUCUGGAAGAGGCAGCACCUAUUGACCAGGAACCUGAUUCUUGCAUUGUUUGCCAGGAGGAUUAUAAGAACCAAGAGAAAAUCGGAACUCUUGAUUGUGGACACGAGUAUCAUGCAGGUUGCUUGAAGAAGUGGCUGGUUGUCAAGAAUGUAUGCCCCAUCUGCAAAUCCGAGGCGAUAGCCACAGAGUCCAAGAAUGUAUAAAAUAUGGAGGUGAGAAAAGAGUAAUAAAUUACAUAAAAUGGUUGAUGUUGGUAGAAUCAAUCUGGGAAAACUCACCUAGAUGUUUCUAGAUUGAUAUUUUGUCAAAGUAUUUUGUACAUAAACUUGCGGAUAUCUAACGGACAGUCCAUCCAUUAUUUGUUGGCUUUGUAAUUAUCAAACAAUUGUACAGACUCACUAUGCAGUUUCAAGCUGUAAUGUUAACUUCAGCUAUAAUGUGCUUUUUCACAA
Gossypium arboreum is the source of this 3206-nucleotide messenger RNA. RefSeq names its product probable E3 ubiquitin-protein ligase ZFP1. The record is from RefSeq and is a predicted model, not a curated record. Gene Ontology annotation, molecular function: ubiquitin protein ligase activity. The coding region runs from base 1371 to 2957 and encodes 528 amino acids. The transcript has 7 exons. Lineage: Eukaryota; Viridiplantae; Streptophyta; Magnoliopsida; Malvales; Malvaceae.